GUGGUUUUUUGGUCUCUUUUUUCUCUUCCAAAUUUUAUGCAGUUUUCCCUGGCCCAAAAGCGGCGCCACCCAGUUCGAGCAGGUGCCCCGUUCCCUAGCCAAACGAGCCACCCGUUCCCUUUUAACCACCGCCGCAGACGGCGGUGCCCGGUUUGAAAGCUCUGGUCUUUCGACGGCAAGACUACUCUCUCUCUCUCUCUCAAAAUAGCGACCACCAUACCAGUAAAACGGAGCGCAGUCUUUCUUUGUACUUUUGAGACUAGCGUUUCGCCUCGACCAGUGAGGUCCAAGUGGGUCUCCAAUCAGAACCACCAAAUUUCAUCGGCUUGCGAUCGAAGGCAAGUUCCGUUGCUUGCUUUUUUACCGGGGGCGUAAUCGGUAGAAAGCUUAUGCACGCAGAAGAGUCUUAUAGCCCAAAAACAAAGGGGAAUAUCGGUUUUAGUAGUUCCUUUAAGACCAUAUAUAAUAAUACUCACACAGCGACAAUCUCCCUUUACGCUCGUAAGAUGCCAUCAAUGGACCCUGCCGGAAGCGAAGGUUCCAAUGGCGGCCCCAAAGCCGACUUCUUCGCCAGGAAGCAAAGGAUUGCGCAGCAGAGAAAAUCCCUACCUAUUGCUUCAGUUGAAAAACGACUCAUGGAUGAGGUCAGGAGUCACGACAUUCUUAUAAUUGUUGGUGAAACUGGAAGUGGAAAAACAACACAGUUGCCACAAUAUCUAUUUAAUGCGGGAUUCUGCCGUGAUGGGAAAAUCAUCGGGAUCACUCAACCUAGACGUGUUGCCGCUGUUAGUGUUGCAAAACGGGUAGCUGAGGAAUGUGGUGUUGAAAUGGGCCAAAGAGUUGGGUAUUCCAUUAGAUUUGAUGACAUGACUUCCAGUUCCACACGGAUCAAAUACAUGACAGAUGGGUUGUUAUUGAGGGAAGCAUUAUUGGACAAAUAUCUCUCUAAGUACUCUGUUGUUAUUGUUGAUGAGGCUCAUGAGAGAACUGUUGACACUGAUGUCUUGCUGGGCAUACUGAAAAGUGUACAGAAAGCUAGGUCGGGACCCAUCAAUCAACUCCCUAAUAUCGAUCACACAAAGGCAAACAAUGAAGUGGUGAUAGACGAAGAAAAUGAUUCUCAACGUGCUAGUAGUCUCAAUCGAUGCCGAGGCCUAAAGCUCAGUCCAUUGAAGUUAAUCAUCAUGUCUGCCAGUCUGGAUGCACGUGGUUUUUCUGAGUACUUUGGUGGUGCAAGAGCUGUUCAUGUUCAAGGGCGACAGUUUCCUGUUGAUAUAUUCUACACUAAAGCUCCUGAGACAGAUUACCUUGAUGCCACUUUAAUAACUAUAUUUCAGAUACAUUUGGAAGAGGGUGCUGGUGAUGUACUUGUGUUCCUUACUGGCCAAGAGGAGAUUGAAUCGGUCGAGAGGCUUGUCCUAGAAAAACUUCAACAGGUACCUGAAGAAAAACGGAAGUUAAAAGUUUUGCCUAUAUACUCAUCUCUUCCAUCUGAAAAGCAGAUGCAGGUCUUCAUGCCAGCUCCAAUUGGAUUUCGCAAGGUAAUACUAGCAACCAAUAUUGCUGAGACAUCUGUAACUAUACCUGGAAUUAAGUAUGUGAUCGAUCCUGGAUUGGUGAAAGCACGCACCUACUCUGCUCGUACAGGAAUGGAAUCGUUGCUUGUUGUUCCAACUUCAAAAGCACAGGCUCUUCAAAGGAGUGGACGUGCAGGCCGUGAAGGAUCUGGCAAGUGCUUCCGCCUCUAUCCAGAGAGGGAAUUCGAGAAACUCAGUGAUUCCACAGUUCCAGAGAUCAAGCGUUGCAACCUCUCAAAAGUCGUUUUGCAACUUAAGGCUCUUGGUGUUGAUGAUAUUAUUGGCUUUGACUUCAUGGAAAAACCGUUAAGGGAAGCUGUUAUCAAAUCAUUGGAGUUACUGGCCUUGCUAGGUGCUCUAACAGAAGAAUCCAGAUUGUCAAAACCAGUUGGACAUCAAAUGGCCCGGCUGCCGUUAGAUCCAACUCAUGCCAAGGCACUGAUCUUGGCUAGUCAGUUUAAUUGCUUGGAAGAAAUGUUAAUAACUGUCGCAAUGCUCUCAGUGGAAUCUAUUUUCUAUGUGCCUCGUGAGAAGCUAGAGGAGGCUCGGACUGCAGCAAAGUGCUUCUCAAGUCUGGAGGGAGACCAUCUGACAUUGAUUAAUGUAUACCGUGCUUCUGAUGAGUUAUUUGAGAAGAGCAAGAUAGGAAACAACAGAGAAAAAGCUGAAAAAAACAUGAGAAAAUGGUGCAAAGAAAAUUUCAUCAAUAGCCGCUCCGUAAGGCAAGCUCGAGACAUUCACAGGCAAAUUCGGGAAAAUGUUGAACAGAUGGGUCUGCAUGUUGCUUCUUGUGGAGACGAUAUGCUUCAAUUUCGUCGUUGCCUUGCUGCUGCAUUUUUCCUCAAUGCAGCUUUGAAGCAGCCUGAUGGUACAUACAGGGUUUUUUCAAGUGGUCAGUCGGUGCAGAUCCACCCUUCUUCUGUGUUAUUCAGGACAAAACCAGACUGCUUAAUUUUUGAUGAACUAGUACGUACAAAUCAUAAUUACAUUCGGAAUGUGUCUAGAGUUGACUACUUGUGGUUACCUGAGCUGGCUCCUCAAUACUACACAUUGAAGGAGUAGAAAGUCAUGGCAUCAAUAUUGAAGAUAUCGAUUGCUUUGUUGGAGGGGACUUGUUCAACUGCAUCUGAUUCUUGGAAAGGGGUCUAAAAGGUUGAUAAGCCUGCCAAGUAUUUGCAGGUGCUUGUUUGUUUUGUGGCAAGGAGUUUCCAGGAAAGGUGAUCUGUUCUCAAGCCAACAUUCUUAGCCCUAUUUAUUGAAAGGCUCUAUUUCAAUCUGAAAACAAAGCUGGAGUGAGGUUAUGGCAGCCAUUUUUCGGCGUUGGCAGUGUCUCUUCAACGGUAUUUUCGUGCACAAAUAUAUGCACUGCAAUGCACUUUCGAUUUGAUAAUGUAGUCUAGUUAGGUAUGGUUAAUUGUGCUUGCGGGGGUGCGGUUCUUUGAGUUCUUUAGUUGCUUCACAGUCUUACUUUUGGCAAGCUCUUUAGUCUUUCACAAUGUUAAGGGAAGUGGAGAGGAUGAAGGGGAGGGCAAGGCUGGGGCCUGUUUGGUACAUUGCUUAAAGGUAAUUUGUUUGUUGUUUAUCCAUACGAAAUUGGAGUAACAAACAAGCGAUGUUAACUUAAGGGGAUUUCCGUAUUUCUCGUAUUUGGAUUCUUUUGGGCUGUAUUUACCUUUUUGACCAUUGAUUUGUGUAAUGAAAGAAGAAUGGUAAGUGGUAA
Rhododendron vialii is the source of this 3297-nucleotide messenger RNA. Its product is annotated as pre-mRNA-splicing factor ATP-dependent RNA helicase DEAH10-like. Bases 390 to 2639 code for a protein of 749 amino acids. The record is from RefSeq and is a predicted model, not a curated record. Gene Ontology annotation, molecular function: ATP binding; RNA binding. Gene Ontology annotation, cellular component: intracellular anatomical structure; nucleolus. NCBI's taxonomy places the organism in Eukaryota, Viridiplantae, Streptophyta, Magnoliopsida, Ericales, Ericaceae. Gene Ontology annotation, biological process: positive regulation of transcription by RNA polymerase I. The transcript has 13 exons.